GACGUGAAGAUGUCUGAGCAGGUUGAUUUGUCUACCAUACCCGUCUCGCCCGAGGGUGGCAACAACGCCUCUGCCUCCACCGACGCCGCUCCCUCCACGGAUGCUAAGCCAGUCACUGUCUUCGACGACAAGGAUAACUUCAACGUGAAGCACCCUCUGGCCAACAACUGGACCCUGUGGUUUACCAAGCCCUCGUCUGGCAAGGGUGACAACUGGAACGAUCUCUUGAAGCAGGUGAUCACCUUCAACUCGGUCGAGGAGUUCUGGGGUAUCUAUAACAACAUUGCUCCCGUCUCCGAGCUCGCCCUCAAGUCUGAUUACCACCUGUUUAAGGCUGGUGUGCGACCUGAGUGGGAGGAUCCCCAGAACAAGCACGGCGGCAAGUGGUCUUACCAGUUCAAGGAGAAGCGCAAUGUCAAUAUCGAUGAGCUCUGGCUGCACAUAAUGCUUGCAGCCAUUGGCAACACUCUCGAGGAUGAGGAGGACGGUGAGGUGAUGGGCGUUGUCGUCAACGUUCGCAAGGCCUUCUACCGUAUCGGUGUCUGGACCCGUACCGUUGGUAAGGCCAUUCCCAACCGCGGCGACGGCGAUGUCUCUGGUGGUAAGGGGCGCACUCCCGAGAAGGGCAAGGAGGUCCUUUUCACCAUCGGCAAAAGGGUCAAGGACGUCCUGAAGCUGCCCGCCAGUGAGCAGGUUGAGUUCUCCAGCCACACCGAGGCUGCGCAUGCUGGCAGUACACGGGCUAGGGCUAAAAUGGCGGUCUGAUUACGUUGCUGUCAUGCUCUGUUUACCAUAUCGACCUUAGCACAUCCUUUGGGCAUCAUCACCUCUUGACGCUUCUACUAUGCCAUGCAUAACCACGAAGCAGACGGCGCUGUCUACCCCUUUGUCCACCACUCAUCACAGGAAAUAGGAGGACAAAUGGUCUCGGAGGAGGAGGGAACAUGGCGCUGCUAGCCAUUGGCAAUACCUCUGCACAAAAUUUUAUUAGGCGGCUAUAUGCCUGGAGCGAUACCUGGGCCCUUCCAGGACUGGCCUGGACAAAAAGCUUUGAUGAAGGAAAUGGAGACACGAUAAGAGGAACAAACUAUGUGUCGCACCGGAGAGGCUUGCUAUUAUAAUGAAGUCAGUUUUCUUAGAGGAGAGAUUUUACCAUGAUCAAUUUCUAGCGACAAAAAAAUGGGAACCGAUAUCUCU
Molecule: messenger RNA, 1197 nt
Organism: Cryphonectria parasitica EP155
Lineage: Eukaryota; Fungi; Ascomycota; Sordariomycetes; Diaporthales; Cryphonectriaceae
Product: eukaryotic translation initiation factor 4E
Exons: 3
Coding region: 10-765 (251 amino acids)
Biological process (GO): translational initiation
Cellular component (GO): eukaryotic translation initiation factor 4F complex; cytoplasm
Molecular function (GO): translation initiation factor activity; RNA 7-methylguanosine cap binding
Source: RefSeq, a predicted model, not a curated record